Punica granatum (pomegranate) is the source of this 1162-nucleotide messenger RNA. Lineage: Eukaryota; Viridiplantae; Streptophyta; Magnoliopsida; Myrtales; Lythraceae. The record is from RefSeq and is a predicted model, not a curated record.
ACGCAGAAGAAUCCAUUUUUAUUCAUAGGAACCCCUGGAUUCCCGGAAGAGACUGUUACGAGUCCUAGAACCGUCAGAUGAGCGGGUUUUGAAGUAAAUAUAGCUCGUCUUUCAUCCAACGGUUUCGGAUUCUUUAGACGGGCCGAGCCUCGGGACCACGAAUGAAUAGAAUAUUGUGCAUUUUUUUUUAUAUCGACACGGUAAAGCGACAAAUUAAUAGAUCACUGACACGUGCAAGAUUCUGGCAACCCAACAUCCCAAAAUUAAAAAUUCUCAUUGUUCAUCUCUAUAAGAAGCCCUCCGGCAUCACGAAUCACCUUUCAUAGUUUGAUCAAUACCGAUAAGGUUCAUAAGAAUAUCAACAAUGGAGUCCUUAUCAGCUCCCAAGUGGAAGGCUAAGGUGUCCACCUUAGCCCUAGAGAUGGCCACGGCAGAUCAGAUAUGGCCCCUCCUCCUGGAUUUCUUCAACCUCCACCAGUGGUUCCCUAGCCUCGCCAUGUGCCGAGGAGUCCAUGGUACCAACGGCGAGCCUGGUGCCAUUCGGUACUGCACCGGUUUCUCGUUAUCAGCGUCGUCGAUAGAUAGCCAACCGACAAAAUAUGAUCUUGGCAAUAAGGAUAAGUCCGAUCCUGUUAACUGGUCAAAGGAAAAACUCGUGAGCGUAGAUCAUGUUAAACGGAGUCUAAGUUACGAGAUUGUGGAGAACAUUGGAUUCAAGUCUUACGUUUCCACAAUCGGUGUUGUCCCGAGGGGAGACGGGUGCUUGAUCGAAUGGGAGAUUGUUGUCGAUCCGGUGGAAGGGUGGGAACUGGAUGAUUUGGUGAGCAAGUAUGAGAUGGGUCUUAAGGGCAUGGCCAAGAACAUGGAAGAUCAUGUAUUGGGAAUUCACUAAAAAAGCAAAGAAUGUCGCAUUUUGUUCACCUUUUUUUUGUUUUUUGUUUUUCUUUUUUUCCUGAGUGAAAAAUAUUUUUCUUAAUUUUGAUUUGGUCUUUCCCUAGCUCAAGGAAAUUGGGAAGCGUACUUCCAUAAAUCUUUUUUUUUUUGCCCUUUCUUUUCCUUCUUUUUGGUGUAUUUUUUGGCCGGUGAAUGUGUAUUUCUUGCCUGCUUGGCCUUUUGGCUUAGAUCAAUUUCCGUCCAAUAGUAAAAUUUUCAGUAUGUACAA